This is a messenger RNA of Aspergillus neoniger CBS 115656, 1127 nucleotides long. RefSeq lists its product as uncharacterized. The transcript has 3 exons. Gene Ontology annotation, biological process: mitochondrial respiratory chain complex III assembly. Gene Ontology annotation, cellular component: mitochondrion. NCBI's taxonomy places the organism in Eukaryota, Fungi, Ascomycota, Eurotiomycetes, Eurotiales, Aspergillaceae. The record is from RefSeq and is a predicted model, not a curated record. Bases 112 to 1035 code for a protein of 307 amino acids.
CAAGGAAGACCCCCAUCUAACAUUUCCACGCAACAAGGCCCCGUACGAUCCAAACGGGUAUAAACAGUGGCUAGAACCAACUAGGGGGUUGUGCUAUACAGACAAUCAACAAUGCCUUCCGCAGGCCCGAAGAACCUGUCCCUUCGGGGGCUCUACAAUUUUCAAUGCCCGCGGUCUCAGGUACAGGCGUACAAUCAGUCACUUCUAACAUCGAUUCAUGCUUCGAAGCCCUCGGUAUCUCACCGCUGCACUAGCCAUCAGCAACAACCGCUGGCCUCAUGCUUCGCUCUUCCUUCGCAAAGUCGGCGAAAUUCUUCCCAGCUAGCUCGCGCGAUCGGGCCGCGCCCUGGUACUGCAGCAGAGACCUACGUCGCCUACGGAAUGACGCAAAAGCUAUUCGAGGCCUGCUCCAGACAAGCAGACUACAAGAUACCUCAGUUGUCUCAGAAAGGAGCUCAGGUUCCCAAGACAAGUGCCGGGGAAGACUUGGGAGUAGGUGAAGGAUGGUGGUAUGAAGAAUUGGGUCUCGUUCCUACUUUCUCAACAUGGUCGCAGGUUACAUUCCUGCACAUGUACUUAUUGACGGUCCGGUUGCGCGCUUUGCCGUCGCACGAUAGCCUUCAAACCUACUCACGUCAUUUGAUCGACCACUUCUCACAUAGUGCCGAGCAUCGCAUGGAUGUGCUUCACGGGUUGACGAGCCGCGGUAUACGCAAUAAGUUCCUCAAGGAUCUUUUUAUCCAAUGGCGCGGUGUUUUGGCAGCCUACGAUGAAGGCCUAAUUAAGGGAGAUGCAGUGCUGGGAGCUGCCGUUUGGAGAAACCUCUGGAAGGCGAGCCAUACUGCACCAGACGGUAAGGACUUGGAUUGGUCGAAGAUAGCUCAGGUCGUUGCGUAUAUGCGGCGAGUACUUUCCGAACUCAAUCAGGUGCACGAAGCGGACUUGGUCUUCCAACUGGACCGGCAAAGGAACGGGAAGCCGGGUAUUUUCUCUCAUUCCGAAGUCGAUCAGAAGAUGGUCGAUAGCAAGCGGUGACAUUGUAAGCUAGAAACUACCCGUCGGCGCUCUUUUGUUCGCCUUUUGUACGUAUAACUAUCAUGUCUAUUGAUUAUAAUGUAACAUAUUGG